Messenger RNA from Anthonomus grandis grandis, 3020 nucleotides. Its product is annotated as solute carrier family 12 member 9. Gene Ontology annotation, molecular function: potassium:chloride symporter activity. Bases 154 to 2838 code for a protein of 894 amino acids. Gene Ontology annotation, cellular component: membrane. The record is from RefSeq and is a predicted model, not a curated record. The transcript is spliced from 15 exons. Lineage: Eukaryota; Metazoa; Arthropoda; Insecta; Coleoptera; Curculionidae. Gene Ontology annotation, biological process: cell volume homeostasis; potassium ion homeostasis; chloride ion homeostasis.
UGUAGCCUAAGUUUUUGCCUAAUUAAGGUUCAAAUGUCAAAAGCAGCUGAUCCUUUCUUUUGUUAUUAAAUAUUAAAAAUUUUCUUUGUAAUUGUAAUCAAUAAUCAAGGCUGGGUCUGUGACUAAGUUGUGGUUAAUAAUAUAAGUCGAAAAAUGUUGGCCCCAGAAGAAAGUUCGGUUAACAAUGUAGACAAAGCACCUCUGGUAGGCGGCCCUGGUUCUUCCAUGAUUCGAAAAAUUUCUGGAAUAUUCCAUAAGAACCAACAGUCUUCGACGAGUGCCUCAGGAUCCAGCUAUGUUCGAUUUAACAGUUUUACAGAUGAGUCAAAUACCAGAACAUUGGGUUCAUUUGCUGGUGUUUUUGCACCAGUUACUCUGUCUAUGUUUUCAGCUUUGAUAUUUUUACGUAUGGGAUAUCUUGUGGGAAAUGCAGGUCUUUUAGUAACUUUAUUACAACUUGUAAUAGCUUAUGCAAUUCUUUAUUUUACUGUUAGUUCUGUAUGCGCCAUAUCCACUAAUGGGGCUGUGGAAGGAGGAGGGGCAUAUUUUAUGAUAAGUAGAACCUUAGGACCAGAAUUUGGUGGGUCAAUAGGAACCCUAUUUUUCUUGGCAAAUAUUGUUAGCAGUGCUCUUUGUAUAUCAGGGUGUAUAGAGGGCUUAGUAGCCAAUUUAGGACCCUCAGGAUACUUUAGCAAAAAUAUUGUACAAGGAAGUCGGUGGUGGGAGUUUCUAUACUGCUCAAUUCUUAACAUAGCAAAUCUCAUAAUUUGUCUAAUAGGAGCUUCCAUGUUUGCCAAGACAACGGUUUUUGUAUUAGCAAUAGUUUGCAUAUGCUUAGCUAUAACUUUUUUUAGUUUCUUUUAUCAACCAACCCAGGAGGUUCCCAUUCCAUCAAUAAAUACUUUGUGUCCAAAUAUAACUAAUUUCACGUAUACAGGACUUAAUACAACCACAUUACACGACAAUCUGUUCUCCCAUUAUGGUAGGGACUACACUACACCCAAUGGUGAAACUGUUACCUUCGCUACAGUUUUUGGAGUUCUUUUUUCUGGAGUUACAGGCAUUAUGGCUGGAGCAAACAUGAGCGGAGAAUUAAAAAGUCCAGGAAAAUCUAUCCCCAAAGGGACUUUAUCAGCGGUUACAUUUACUUUGUGUGUUUAUCUAACAAUGUCUUUACUAACUGCAUCUACUGCGACCAGUGACUUGAUGAGAAAUAACUACCUAUAUUUGGAAAAAGUCAGUGUAUUUCCUGCAAGUGUAGCCAUUGGUCUUUUUACUGCAACAUGGUCAGCUGCGCUAAGUAAUGUUAUUGGCGGAUCACGUGUUUUAGAAGCUCUGGCCAAAGAUAGAAUUUUUGGUUAUGUCCUGGAUUUUAUAACGAAAGGAACAUGGAAAGGGAAUCCUGUAGCUGCAGUAUUAGUGUCGGCGUUUCUUGUACAACUUGUACUUCUGAUUGGUUCUCUUAACUUAAUUGCCCAACUGAACGCUGUGUUAUUUUUAUUGAGUUAUUUGGCUACAAAUUUGGCAUGUUUAGGGCUUGAACUUGCUGGAGCACCUAAUUUUAGACCUUCCUUUGCCUAUUUUACGUGGCAUACUGCCCUUAUAGGACUUAUCGGAACUCUAGUGAUGAUGUUUGUUAUAAACGCCAUUUAUGCUGCUUGUAGCAUAGCUGCAUGUAUGUUUUUGGUGAUAUGUUUGCAUCUGUUUUCUCCUUCAAAAGGUGCAGAUUGGGGAAGUAUAUCUCAGGCUUUGAUAUUUCACCAGGUUCGAAAAUAUCUACUUCUACUAGACUCCCGCAAAGAUCAUGUAAAAUUUUGGCGUCCCCAGAUAUUACUUCUUGUAAAUAGCCCUCGAUCCGCUUGUCCUCUUAUUGACUUCGUCAACGAUCUGAAAAAAGGCGGCCUCUACGUUUUAGGACAUGUUGUUAGAGAAGAGUCCCAUGAAGGUCCGGACCCUACCAUAGACAUGGUACCCCAUUGGCUUAAUUUGGUUGACCAUUUAAAAGUCAAGGCCUUCAUAGAACUCACUGUCGCUAAAACAGUAAGAGAAGGUCUACUUCACCUUAUGAGGUUGAGCGGUAUGGGGGCCAUGAAGCCUAAUACUGUUAUUUUUGGGUUUUUGGACGAUCAAGAAACUUCAGAUUUCCUUAUUCAGCCAGAUUCAUCUUAUCAAAACCUCGAUUUUGACAAUAAUGUCUUCCCGCUCACGGAGGUUAAUAGUGUGGAACCUCUGGAGUAUGUCCAGAUGAUGAGAGAUGUUUUGCGGAUGAAUAAAAAUUUGUGUCUCUGCAGGAACUUUGCCAAACUAAAUAAAGAUCAACAAAUUGUCAAAUCAAAGUUGUACAUUGACGUGUGGCCCGUAAACUUUUUAAAUCCAGGAGAACGGGACGCUUUCGACAUAACCUCACUUUUUACGAUGCAAUUAGCAUGUAUAGUGAAUAUGGUACCGCUAUGGAGCAGGCUAAAACUAAGAAUAUGCUUUUGUGAUGAGACGAGGGUCGGUUUAUUUCAUAUAAACUCAGCGGGGCAAAGCCAUAUCAAUAAGUUGGAAACGAUGCUGAAAAAGUUAAGAAUUGAUGCCGAGAUAUUUCUUGUUACUCAGUGGGGCAGUGUUAUUGAGAGCCAUGGAUCUAAUAUGACAACGUAUGUAUCAAGUGUAAACUCUCUUAUCCUCGACCGAUCUACCGAAACAGCUGUGACGUUCAUCUAUCUCCCAGCCCCUCCUCAGGAUGACGACCAUGCAGUACUUUAUUAUAAUAAUUUAGAAGUAAUAUCACGUAAUUUACCUCCAACCAUUUUUGUUCAUGGUGUUAGUACUGUGACAUCUACUACACUUUAAUAGGUCUUAAUCUAAGUGUUUGGAAAAAUUGACGUUUAACCUCAAAAUACUUAAAGUUUAUUUUCAAAUUAGUUGUACUGUAUUUUUUAUAUAUUUUUUAAUAUCCUUAGACAUAGUAAGUGUUUUAUAUUAUUGUAUGAUCUUUCAUAAAGCUUAGAAAAUAUAAACAUUUUGCCCAAACA